Papaver somniferum (opium poppy) is the source of this 552-nucleotide messenger RNA. RefSeq names its product protein FAR1-RELATED SEQUENCE 8-like. The coding region runs from base 1 to 552 and encodes 183 amino acids. The transcript has a single exon. The record is from RefSeq and is a predicted model, not a curated record. NCBI's taxonomy places the organism in Eukaryota, Viridiplantae, Streptophyta, Magnoliopsida, Ranunculales, Papaveraceae.
AUGAAUGGAAACGAAUUGGAGAUUGAGGAACCUGAAAAGUCUGGCAGUGUAUUGGAUGAUGAUAGUAACCAUGAUGAUCAAACAGUCGAGCCGAAACUUGGAAUGAGGUUUGAAAAUGUUGAUGAAUUAUUUGAAUUUUAUAAUAACUAUGCAUACAAGACUGGAUUUUCUAUUAAGAAACGAACAUGUAAAAAGGAAAACGGAGUACCAGUACAUGUAAGUUAUACUUGUUCCAAAGAGGGGAAGAAUAUUACAGCUUCAAACACUCCAUUAAAUCUCUCUCCAACACAAAGAACUGGUUGCAAAGCCAAAAUAUCAGCGAGAUUGUGUGCAGAUGAUAAAUGGAUGAUUAACGUUGUUUCUCUUCAACAUAACCAUUUGAACAGUCCAUCAAAAGAUCGACAUUUGAGAGGCCACAAAAGAAUCAACACGGCAACAAAGAAAAGAGUCUUAUUAAACGACAAAGGAGGAAUCAGGAUGUGUAAGACCUAUGGUGAAUUAGCGGUUGAAGGUGGUGGCUAUGAAAACCUCCCAUAUGACGAAAAACUCUAA